This is a messenger RNA of Striga hermonthica, 4176 nucleotides long. NCBI's taxonomy places the organism in Eukaryota, Viridiplantae, Streptophyta, Magnoliopsida, Lamiales, Orobanchaceae. The record is from the annotation of a GenBank genome assembly.
AUGAGCACGACUGAGCAAAGCCAGUGGCAGCUACAUCGCGGCCAGUACCUCGGAGAAAUCUCAGCCCUCUGUUUCCUCCAUCUACCCCCUCACGCCUCCUCUCUCCCUCUACUCCUCGCCGGAACUGGUUCUCAGAUUCUAGUAUAUGAUUUGAAGAGUGGAGAUAUACUAAGAUCGUUUCAAGUCUUCGAAGGGAUUCGUGUUCAUGGUAUAUCUUUGGGGAAUUCUCACAAACACUUUCCGUGCACUUGUCCCGUCUUUCUGGUUGCUGUCUAUGGAGAAAGGAAAGUGAAGCUCUUCACAUUGAAAGUUGAAUCAGAUAGACCUACUUUAGAUAUGGAACUGACUCUUAUGCACUCACUGCCGAAGUUUGGCCAUUGGGUUAUGGAUGCGUGCUUCUUGAAGGAUGGUACAACAGCAAGUGAGGGUGCUCGUUAUCUUGCUGUUGGAUGUAGUGACAACUCUUUGUACUUCUGGAAUAUUUUGGGAGCUAGUAUGUUUUCUGAAGUUAAAAGUGCAGAGAAGUGCCUAUUAUAUUCCAUGAGUAUGUUAGGAAAUGAAAUUGAAUCUCUCCGAAUUGCAUCUGGUACUAUCUUCAAUGAGAUAGUUGUCUGGAAAGUGGUUCAGAACCAUGCUAUUAUUCAUGAGGAAGACCAUGCACGGCUGCCUAGUGAUGGGGACAGCCUUCAUCUUGAUUCCAAGUACAAGGAUGCUCUUAUAAGUAGGCUUGUAGGGCAUGAAGGUUCAAUCUUCCGGAUUGCAUGGUUCUCUAAUGGAUUGAAACUAAUCUCUGUUUCCGAUGACCGCAGUGCUCGUAUUUGGGAAGUUGAGGCCGAGAACAAAGUUUCAUGCAAAAGUUUGCCGGGUUGUGUAAAUCACUUGGUCGGCCCUGUUCUAUUUGGGCACAAUGCCAGAGUCUGGGAUUGCUGUAUAUUUGACUCUUUAAUUAUCACUGCCGGUGAGGACUGCACGUGCCGUGUUUGGGAUCAUGAUGGAAGGGAACUAAAUGAGAUCAAGGAACAUAUUGGAAGGGGUGUGUGGAGAUGUUUGUAUGAUCCAAGUUCUUCACUUCUUGUCACUGCUGGUUUUGAUUCGGCAAUUAAAGUUCACCAGUUUCAUGCAUCUUUCAAAGGAUUAGAAGGAAAUGUGGAACAAGAUGAUUUCAGUAACAGUAAGGAAGUGUUUGCUAUUUCUUUACCCAAUUUGUCAGAGCAUGAUGGGCCCAUGGACAGCAAAAGUGAAUAUGUCCGCUGUUUACGUUUCACUAGUGAAGAUUCGCUCUACGUCGCUACCAACAAUGGCUAUUUGUUCCAUGCUAGUUUAUUUACUAAUGGGUCUGUUAAGUGGAGCAAACUCACCCGAGUCAGUGGGGAAUCACCAAUUAUUUGUAUGGACAUACUGUCAAAUUGUUACAAACCCUCUGGUGGAUUUGAUGAUUGGGUUGCUGUUGGAGAUGGUAAAGGGAAUAUGACAGUUCUCUUGGUUGUCAGAAGUGACGGUACUCCAAAAGUGGAGUAUAGUGUGACUUGGCUUGCUGAAAAAGAGAGGCAUCUUUUGGACAUUUAUUGGUGCAAGUCACUAGAUAACAGGUUCAUUUUCACAGCUGCUCCUGGUGGUAGAUUGAAGUUUUGGAAGUUAUGCCACAAUUUUCCUCCUCAUACCCUGUUCAGUAAAGGAAAUGGUGAUGUUUACCUAAUAGCAGAAUACUCAUCAAGCUUUGGAAUGAGGAUACUGUGUGUGGAUGCUUCAUUUGAUGAAGAGUUGCUUGUAUGUGGAGAUAUUCGUGGUAAUCUGCUACUAUUUUCUCUGCCAAGAGGACUACUCUGCAGUACACUUAAUUCUUCAGGAAUGAACACAUCUCCAGUGAAUUAUUUCAAAGGUGCUCAUGGAGUAUCAAGUGUCAACAGUGUUUGUAUUUCUAGUGUCUCUCCUGAUCAAGUUGACAUACAAUCGAGUGGAGCAGAUGGAUGCAUAUGCUACUUGCAGCAUGACAGAGACUUGCUUAAUUUAGAAUUUACAGGGAUGAAGCAAGUCAAAGAAUUAAGUGCCAUCCGAUCUGUCUUUACCACUACUAGCCGCUCUGAUGAUUUUACUGUGAGCAAGUAUGCAGUUGGAUUUGCAUCAGCAAAUUUCAUGAUCUGGAAUGUAACUGCUGGGACAAAGGUGGUGCAAAUUACAUGUGGUGGUUGGCGGCGUCCAUAUUCAUAUUAUCUAGGUGAUCUGCCAGAGAUUAUGAACUGCUUUUCUUUUGUUAAGGAUGAUACCAUAUAUAUUCAUAGGAACUGGGUGCCUGAAGUUGAUAGGCACAUGUAUCGACGAAAUAUCCAUUUCCAGUUUCAUGGGAGGGAGAUACAUUCCUUGUGUUUUAUUUCUGGAUGUAGUUUGUGUAGUUCAGAUGAAGAUCAGGAAUUGGAUUCUGAAGAAUCUAGUUGGGUUGCAACCGGUUGUGAAGAUGGAACUGUGCGAUUAACUAGGUAUGAAUCAGGUAUGGAGAGUUGGUCAUCUUCCCAGCAUCUAGGAGAACAUGUUGGUGGAUCAGCUGUACGUUCAAUAUGCUGCGUGUCAAAAAUGCAUGUAUUCGUUCCCGAUUCCAUUGCCAUUCCAAAUCUAGUUGACCGACAAAUUGGGUCCUUGGAGGAAAAAGAUCCUUCUAUACUAAUAUCUGUUGGUGCCAAGCGGGUCAUAACUGCAUGGAAACAAAUGAUUAAUAUGCACAACAAAAGGUUGGUCACUACAUGCAGUCGGUCAGGCAAGAAGAAUGAAAGUGACUUGACAGACCCAUCUACAGCAACAUCUUCAUUCUCUUUCCAGUGGCUCUCUACCGAUAUGCCAUUCAAACAAACUAGUUGUGUGAAAAGACAAAAUGCUAAGGAACCUUUUGAAAAAGAUAGAGAUCUUAGCAUCAAGUCAGAUGCUAUCUCUGUUGAAAUGCCUUCUUCAGAUUACAGAAAUAUGGAGCCAAACAUCUGCCCUGAAAAUGACGGAAAUGACUGGAGAUACCUAGAUGUUACUGCUUUUCUUGUUAAAAAGACUGGGUCCAGGAUUUCCGUCUGUUUCGUUAUUGUUGCUUGUUCAGAUGCCACGGUUACACUAAGGGCUCUUGUGUUGCCUUUUCGGCUUUGGUUUGAUGUUGCUUUGUUCACUCCCUUGUCAUCGCCCGUGCUAUCUCUGCAGCAUGUUGUCAUUCCAAAACUGUUACCUUCUAAAGGAAAUAUACAAAUUGGAAAUAUUUACUUUGCAUUUACUGGAUCUACUGAUGGAAGUAUUGCAAUCUGGGAUCUGACGGAAUCAGUUGAAAAUUUUAUGCGGCAAACUUCAUGCCUUAAAAUGGAAAGCUGCAUGGAAAUCAAGAAAAGGCCUCGUACUGGUAGGGGAAGCCAAGGGGGUCGACGGCGGCUAUCCAUAGGCAACUAUAAUGCCAAGAACAAAGUGAGCCAUAACAUUUCACAAGAUAUAACACAGACUGUUUCAAAAUCUAUUGGAAGAACAAAAUUGGGGAAUGAAAUAGAAAAUGAUAUGUGUGAGACUUCUCUUUCUGAAAAGAGUAAUUCCCGCCGCCCUUUCCAAGUUGCCGAUGAGGGUUCAUUUGAACUGGGAAGAAAAAAAGAUGAUUUAUCACCAGAAACUACUGUGUUGGUAGCUUUGCAAGUCUUAGAUAAUGUUCAUCAAUCUGGGGUUAACUGCCUCUCUGUCACGGAUAUUAAGGACCUCAGACUCUCUGGGUCAAGCUGUUCUUUCUGUGUUGUAAGUGGAGGGGAUGAUCAGGCAAUUAACUGUCUUAGAUUUGAUUUGCAAUUAAAUCAUUUGAGAACGAGCUCUCAAGAUGGGACUGCAGAAGUGUCUACAAACUAUCAGAAUCAGCAUUUUGUGAUCCAAGAUCAUCAGAUGCAUUUUUUAUGUCUCGAUAAGAUCGUUUCUGCUCAUAGCUCUGCUGUCAAAGGUGUAUGGACGGAUGGGAUUUGGGUUUUUUCUGUUGGUCUUGAUCAACGUGUCCGUUGUUGGAACCUUGGCCAUGAUAGACUUACUGAGUAUGCCCAUUUAAUCAUUAACGUGCCAGAGCCAGAAGCAUUGGAUGUUAAAACACGUGGCAGAAAUUAUUAUCAGAUUGCAGUUGCUGGACGAGGGAUGCAGAUGAUUGAAUUCCGUACAUCAAAUGGGAUGUCAAGUGUUAGAUAG